AUGCACGUCCAAGUCGAGGUACAUGACCCGGGGUCGUAUGCCGUGUCCAUCAACAGCACACCUUCCAAUCCCUACAUAAUCGGUUCCCGCGCCUCCAAGCUCGCGCUCAUCCAAGCCAACCUCGUCCUUUCCUCUCUGCGUAUCGCCCACCCCACACAGUCCUUUGACAUCCUCACCGUUUCCGUAGAAGGAGAUCGGAACAAGUCACAGGCGCUGUACCUCCUAGGAGGGAAGAGCCUGUGGACGAAGGAAUUAGAGCUGGAACUGCUGGGAGGAGGCGUGGAUAUGAUCGUCCAUUCCCUGAAGGAUGUGCCUACUACUCUGCCAGAGGGGUGCGAGUUAGGUGCCGUGCUCAGUCGGGAAGACCCGAGGGACUCGCUUGUCGUCAAAUCAGGACUGGAGUAUAAGACGCUUGAAGAUUUGCCACAGGGGAGUGUGGUAGGCACCAGCAGCGUCCGGAGGGUCGCUCAGCUGAAACGGACUUUCCCGCAUCUCCAGUUCCAGGAUGUGAGAGGCAACCUCGAUACCCGGAUUGCGAAACUUGACGCAGCCACAGGGCCGUACACAGCGCUCAUCCUCGCCCGUGCCGGGCUAGUACGCAUGGGCUGGGGAGAACGUAUCUCCUCCGACCUCUCUGCUCCCUCUUUCCUCCACGCGGUCGGGCAAGGGGCGCUAGGCGUCGAAGUCCGGUCUGGGGAUCAGAAAGUUGCAGAAUUACUCCGCGGCGUUGGGGAUCAAGCGACCGAGUGGCGCACCACUGCUGAACGAGCGAUGCUCCGGGUUUUGGAAGGAGGAUGUAGCGUCCCCGUCGGAGCGCACACUGUGUUCCAAGGUCAGGAGCUGACUCUCUUAGGAAGCGUGACCAGUCUAGACGGGACGGUACACGUCCAGCGGGAGGUGGUUGGCGUCGUUUCCUCGGAAGAGGAAGCGAGGGAGGUUGGAGAGAGGUGCGCGAGGUUGUUGGUCCAGGAUGGGGCGGGGGAGAUAUUGAAGGAUAUUGGUAAGGAUAGGGAGGCUAGGGCGGCGGCUUGA
Molecule: messenger RNA, 1032 nt
Organism: Dacryopinax primogenitus
Lineage: Eukaryota; Fungi; Basidiomycota; Dacrymycetes; Dacrymycetales; Dacrymycetaceae
Product: porphobilinogen deaminase
Exons: 3
Coding region: 1-1032 (343 amino acids)
Biological process (GO): heme biosynthetic process
Cellular component (GO): cytoplasm
Molecular function (GO): hydroxymethylbilane synthase activity
Source: RefSeq, a predicted model, not a curated record